AUGGCUGACAUGAUCUCUUGCACUCUGGACUGCUUCCCCGAAAAUAUUUUAGUCGAUAUUUUAUCCUAUUUAAAUGUUCGAGAGCUGGUUCGCAAUGGAAGAGUAAGCAAACGGUGGAGGCGCCUUGUAAAAGACCAGAAAUUGUGGCGAACUGUUGACCUCACCACAUGGAAAGGGGUAACAUCUCGAGUACUAUGGAUUUUGUUACGGCAGUAUUUAGGUUGUGGCCUGCGCUGUCUGCGUCUCAGAGGCCUACUUCUGUCAGCGCGUGGUGGCUCCUUCUUAUCUGAGUCAUGGCUGCAAGCCUUAGCCUCCAAAUGCCCACGUCUGCACAAGCUUUCCCUGCUGCACACUGAUCUGCGACGGCUGCAUAGCUGCUCUGUGCUGCCGCCCUCAUUGCAGGUUCUGGAGCUGCAUGGCUGUGAGUUGCCUGGUGAUUUCUUCAGUCAGAGUGACUCCACAGCCAAGCCCAACCAGAGAACAGAGGGGAAUAGAGCCUGCCAACCCUCAAGUAAUAAAACAGGCAGAAAACAGGUUUCCCCAACAGGGGUCAGCAUUGAAACGCUAGUCCUGGACAAUGUGCCAUCCUUCACAGACCAGCAUCUGCGCAGUCUUUGCUCGUGGCAGAGACUUGUUCACCUGGAGCUGCGAGAUGUUAUCCGUGUAACAGCGGCAGGUGUACGUGGCUGUGCCCCUGAUGAGGUUGGCGCACAAGGACUCCGCCAGUUGCGUUAUCUGGAGGUGGGCAACUCGGGCCGGCUGGGCUCACAGAUGCAGAUGGUGUCUCUGGGGCUUGGGGAUGGGUGGCUUGGGCUCGAGGAGCUGAGUCUGAGGGGCAGAGAGGUUAGUCCAGGUCUGCUCUGUGUUAGCCGUUUGCGGGAUCUGCGAAGACUGCGUCUGUCAAACUGUUGGCUUACUGAGAUGAUGGUGCUGCGCAGCUGUAGGACACUGAAAGACCUGUGCAGGAUACAGUUCUGCGAAGUGGACUUCCAUACCCGCCACAGGACAUCAGAGAGAGAGACGGGGGAGGACAGUGAGAGAGAAAGAGAGGAAGUUGAUGAGAAUGACCCAGUACCUAGUCUCAGACACUCUCUUAUGACUUUGCUGCCACGUUGUGAACUAGUUUUCACCCGCUGCACCAUCACAGUGUGCACAGACUAGACCAGUAAGCACACACUUGCAUAAAUCACCUCUGCUAUUAAACACACAAACACAAACAGACUCAUUCAAAGAACUGUGAAUGCCUCUGUUAGGUUUAUGCUCAAUGGCUUCUCCACGGAAAAUGGAACAUUUUUCUAUGUGGAGCUGUGCAAAUGUGUUUAAUGAUGGAUUUGACUCUGGAAUUUAUAAUAAAGAUGAGUACUCAUGGUGAA
Chanos chanos (milkfish) is the source of this 1373-nucleotide messenger RNA. RefSeq names its product F-box/LRR-repeat protein 12 (gene fbxl12). The record is from RefSeq and is a predicted model, not a curated record. Bases 1 to 1161 code for a protein of 386 amino acids. The transcript is spliced from 4 exons. NCBI's taxonomy places the organism in Eukaryota, Metazoa, Chordata, Actinopteri, Gonorynchiformes, Chanidae. Gene Ontology annotation, molecular function: protein binding.